Micromonas commoda is the source of this 1833-nucleotide messenger RNA. RefSeq lists its product with no specific name. The transcript has a single exon. The record is from RefSeq and is a predicted model, not a curated record. Bases 1 to 1833 code for a protein of 610 amino acids. NCBI's taxonomy places the organism in Eukaryota, Viridiplantae, Chlorophyta, Mamiellophyceae, Mamiellales, Mamiellaceae.
AUGGGCAGGGGAAGCGUCGCGGUACCUUCACGCGCAAAGGCGAAGAGCGGCGGGAUCGUUUGCUGCAUGAAGCCCGCGGUUUCGCUCGGAACCCCGACGCCACAGGGCAAAGAUGCGUUUCGUCGCGCCUCCGCCGGUGCCCCUGAUGCGUUGACAAGCGCCGGUGGAGACCCGUCAGGGUCCCAAGAGACGCGCGAGAACGGCGCAAAGAGCGUUAAAUCCUCAGGUUCGACCAGAUAUACCGUCGCAUCGGCAUCCUCCCGCGCGGUCACGUCCCAACCUCCCCCGACGCCCCGUCCCCCUCUCGGCACCGGCUCCGGUAUUUCCGAGACGUCUAAAUCUGAGCUCUUUCCCCCCGACCCGAAACCUUCAGGGACGCGCACGUCGCAUCGAAGGAGCCCGCUCGGGGACGUUUCCAACGUCAGCACCACCCCGGAUGACACCGCGGCGAAGCUCCACCGCGGUUGGGGGAGCGGGAGCUUCCACGCGUCACCGCCCGACGACGAGAAACCCGACCGAUCCCCGGCGUUGGAACUGGCCGAGAGGGCGCUGUCCACCGCGAACGGCCUCCGCGACCUGUCCCAAGUCCUGUCCCCGGCCUACGCGUCUCCCGGCAUCGUCGACGGCGCCCACGGCGAUGUUGAUAACGAGCUCGAUCGGGUGUACGGGCGGUACAAGGCGCACGCGGCGACGCGGACGCCCGGGUUCGCCGAGGACGAUCGACCCAAACCGGCGACGUGGGCGACGAAACAGCCCGGUGAGUCACCGCCCGGUGAGUCAUCACCGCCGGAGAGCUCAGCCGUUUCACAGCCGUUUCCCGCCGGCGCCGCAGUCACGCUGGCGCACGCGCUCGGUCGAUGGAGGGAGGCGUCGUCCGUGUCCGCGGUGCGAUCCGUCGCGAAGCGAGAGAAGGACCAGCUCACGACGCUCCUCAGGGAACAGGCGGACGCGUGCGACGCCGAGGUGAACGCGCUCACCGCCGAGAUUGAGGACCUGAUGGAGGCGCUCGCGGAGUCGGGGUCGGAGAGUUCGAGGCUCAGGUGGAGGUGGUCGGCUCGCGCGGGUGUGCUGGCCGAGAGGUGCAACGGCUACAGGCGCGAGGCGAACAGGCUGCGGGCCAAGGCGAGCGGGCUCGAGUCGCAGCUGUCGAGCGUGGAGGCUCACAUCGCCGACGCGGCGAAGGACUUUGAGGUGCUGAGGGAGAAGCUGAACGAGUCGAGGAGGGAAACGGAACGGGCACGAGCCGGAGAGGACGAGGCGAGACGGCAGCUCGUCGCCGCGCAGGCUGCCGCCGCGGAUGCCAUCGCCGCCGCCGCGAUGGUCGCGGCUUCUCCAAACGCGAUACGCGCGGACGUCUCCAACGACGCCAUGCGCGAAGCGAUGAGGAAGCAGCUCAAGGAGGAGUUACGCGCCGAGGUUGAGAGGGAAGUCAGAAACGAAAUGGGGACGUCCGGUCGCGAUGCGUCCGCAGACGUCCACGCGCUCUCCGGGUCAGUGGCGAGAUCCGUCGAGUCGUUGCUUCACGGCGGAAAGUCGGCUCAGGUUCGGCAGUUAUCGGCUGCCCGCAUGGAAGCGACGCAACGGUGCUCGAGUAACCUGGCGGCGAUGAGGGCGGCGGGUGUCGAGACGCUCAAACUCGACGAGGACGAAUCCCGUGGCGGCGUCGAGUCGGCAGAGCUCAUCAGCCUGAUUGCCGCUCACGCGUUGCAGCGUUGCGAGGCGCACCCUCACGGGGACGGCGCGAGGGCGUUCUACAGGGCUGCGAGGAGGGUGGAGCUCGCCGCGAUGGCGUGCCAGCCUCAGUACAAAAAGCGUGACGGUCGACGGACGUGA